AUGAAAGAAGGAGAGACGAUCACAGAGUAUUUUGCAAGGGUCAUGGCAGUGGCAAAUAAGAUGAGAAGCAAUGGAGAAGAAAUGCCUGAUUCUAAAGUGGUUCAGAAAAUUCUCCGAACUUUGAAGGAGAGGUUUACCUAUGUGGUCGUGUCAAUUGAGGAGUCCAAGAACACUGAAUCACUCUCAAUUGAUGAGCUGCAAAGCUCUCUUGUAGUUCACAAGCAAAAAUUCAAGAGAGUGACCAGCUAUGAAAGUGAUCAAGCUCUCAAGGUAGAAGAUCGAGCAGGAGGCAGAGGCCGUGGAAGAGCACCAUUACGAGGAAGAGGACGUGGAAGUGGGCACCAAACCUUCACCAGAGCAACGGUGGAGUGCUUCAAGUGUCAUAAUCUAGGACACUUUCAGUAUGAGUGUCCCAAGUGGAAUAGGGAAGCCAAUUAUGCUCAGCUAGACGAAGAGGAAGAGCUGAUGUUGAUGGCAUACGUCGAAAAACAUGAUGCAAAGAGGAGUGACGCCUGGUUUAUUGACUUAGGUUGUUCGAAUCAUAUGUGUGGGAAUAGAGGUAUGUUCUUAAGUUUAGUAGAUGAACUUAAACAUUCAGUGAAGUAUGGCAACAACACUAGAAUGACAGUGGUCGGAAAGGGUAGUGUGAAGCUGGUGUUUAAUGGUACGAGCUUUGUUAUUUGA
This is a messenger RNA of Rosa chinensis, 684 nucleotides long. RefSeq lists its product as uncharacterized. Gene Ontology annotation, molecular function: nucleic acid binding; zinc ion binding. NCBI's taxonomy places the organism in Eukaryota, Viridiplantae, Streptophyta, Magnoliopsida, Rosales, Rosaceae. Bases 1 to 684 code for a protein of 227 amino acids. The transcript has a single exon. The record is from RefSeq and is a predicted model, not a curated record.